Messenger RNA from Dendroctonus ponderosae (mountain pine beetle), 1926 nucleotides. It is a transcript of the gene Mipp2, whose product is annotated as multiple inositol polyphosphate phosphatase 1. The record is from RefSeq and is a predicted model, not a curated record. Lineage: Eukaryota; Metazoa; Arthropoda; Insecta; Coleoptera; Curculionidae. Gene Ontology annotation, molecular function: inositol phosphate phosphatase activity; acid phosphatase activity. The transcript has 9 exons. The coding region runs from base 480 to 1811 and encodes 443 amino acids.
AUAUGCGCUAGUGUUUUGGAUACUGAUCUGUCAAUACAGCCACUGUUGAACAAAUAAUUCAAAGUUUGUUGCAUUCAAUAUGGCCGUUGACAACUAUCUCAAUUUUUAUAGAAAUUUCGGUCGUAAUACACGGCUUUUCUAUUUGCUCCAGUUAAGUUUUGAAUCUGCUUGCUAUCGCAAAAAAUUAAAUUAAUUGAAAACAGUCACGCUUUCCUUCGGUAAACUGACGUCACUCACAACCGCCCCUAAGCUCACUAGAAUCAAGUUUGAGCAAAAUUAUCAAUAUUUUGAAAAGUGCGGCCAGUCUAACCCACAAAAUAACCCACCCGGGAUGUGUUCUGUGGUCUAACCCACAGAGUCUAACCUUCUUGACUGGAUAGUUAAAAGUUUAAAAAAUUAAUCGGACAAAUUACAGUUUGCAAUCACAAUUACUCACUUAAUUGGGUAAAACUGUUGUAAUGAGAAUUGAAUGAUAGAAUAUGGGGGUACGUGUGUGGUGUUUUUCCUUUGGCUUGUGUUGUUUGUUUUUACUAACUAAACAGUGUCCAAGAAAAUACCCUUUUGAGCAUUAUUUAGCUGUGCGGACACCAUACAGAUUCGUUUCAAACAGCAGCCUACAUAAGGUCAAUUAUGAAGGAUGUAUUCCCAAGAAAGUGUGGAUGUUAGUCAGACAUGGAACGCGGAACCCAAGCAAAUCGAAUUUGGAACCAAUCAACAGCCGAUUGCCAAUAAUAAAAAAUAAUGUUUUGAAUAGUAAAAAAGUCCCUAACGACUUUAUCAAAAACCGUGAUCUUGAUUUGUUCAAAAAAUGGAAGUGGACCGUAAAACUAGAGGACGAAAAAAAAUUAACUCAUGAAGGCGAAGAUGAAAUGCUGCUUAUGGCCGAAAGAAUGCAAAGUCGCUUUCCUGAAGUAUUCGAAAAUGUUUAUAGUAACACAACGUAUAAGUUCAAGUACACUUUUUCGCAACGAACCAAGAAAAGUGCCUUUUAUUUUGCGGCGGGAUUGUUUGGCAAAAAAACAGCCAAAGAUGUCUGGUUUCCAGACCCGAUAAAAGCCGACCCAAUUUUGAGAUUUUACAAGCUUUGUAAGAAAUGGAAGGAAACGGUUAAGGCUCCCGUACACGAAAAUGGGGAGCAUAAAAAGUUCCAAGAGUCACCUACUAUGGCUAAAGUGGCUAGCGAGGUUACUGAACGACUGGGACUCACAACUAAAUUAAACGUCUCUGACAUAUACACAAUGUACAUAACUUGCGGCUUUGAGACUGCUUGGAAUAAGCGACCCAAAUCCCCGUGGUGUUCGCCAUUUACCGAAGAAAACUUGAAGGCUCUAGAAUAUAUAGAUGAUUUAAAACAUUACUGGCAGGAUGGAUAUGGUUAUCAAUUGACUUACCAACAAGCCUGUCCGGCUUUCGGAGAUCUCAUCAAUUACUUUAAUGCAGAAGCAGCAUUCCCCAAAGUGACGGUUUACUUUACACAUUCUGGAACCUUGCUAAAAAUGCUGGCUCAUAUGGGUUUAUAUCGGGACCAAAACCACUUAACUGCCUCAGAGUUUGGAAACAUGGCGAAUAGGAAAUGGAAGACCGGUCUCAUUGACUCUUUUGGCACAAAUUUGGCUUUUAUACUUUAUGAGUGCGAUGGGGUGAAAAAAGUACUGACUAUGCACCAGGAAAACAUCAUUAAGCUUCCGUGCUGUCCAGAGUCAGACCUGUGCGAGUAUGAAAAAAUUUAUGAUUUCUAUAGUGAAAGUAUUGAAAGUUGCGACUUUGAUGCAAUGUGUGAUGAAUCACAUAGUGAUAGUGAUAGUGAUUAGAAAAUUACUUUAAUUUUCAUUAAAACACGAAUAUUAACAGAUUCACAAAACAGUUACUACGUUUUACAAAACAAAUAUUUUGCCAAUUACGGCGUGAAAUAAAUUAUUGUUACGA